This is a messenger RNA of Brassica napus (rape), 1799 nucleotides long. Its product is annotated as microtubule-binding protein TANGLED-like. The coding region runs from base 255 to 1622 and encodes 455 amino acids. Gene Ontology annotation, molecular function: microtubule binding. The record is from RefSeq and is a predicted model, not a curated record. NCBI's taxonomy places the organism in Eukaryota, Viridiplantae, Streptophyta, Magnoliopsida, Brassicales, Brassicaceae. Gene Ontology annotation, biological process: regulation of phragmoplast microtubule organization. The transcript has 4 exons.
AAUAAUAAAAGUAAACGAAAGAUCCGUUACGAAAGUAAACUCUUUUAUCCGCUCUCCUCUCUCUCAUUUCCCGUGUCUGUCUGACUUUACGUUCCGACAAUCACCAGUAUCAGACAGAAGCAGAGUUCGAAGCUGAGAGAUUCUUUUUCCUGUCUGAAUGUUAAAAAAGUCUAGAAAGAGAGAGAGAGAGAGAGAUAGACAGAUCUGGGUUUCUAGAAGCCAAAGAGAGAAUCCAAGUCAAAGAGUAUAGGAAGAUGGUUGCAAGAACCCCACAAAAGCAGAGGAGAGUGGCGAUGGUGGCGCUUCCUCCUCUCAACUCAGAACUUCUCAAGGAAACAAUCAACAAGGUUGAUAAAUGUAUGGAAAGACUGCAAGAGCUGCAGUAUACAAUAGCAGGAGGAACCAAAGUUGUCUCUGGUGUGAACCUUAGCCCUAGAAGCACUAGAAUUUAUUUGAAGACUAGCCUUAGAUGCAAGCAAGAAACCUUAAGGAUCAAGAAUGCUACUAACAAGAAAUCUCCAUUAGGGAAGUUUCCAGCUUCCUCACCAGGAGACUGGAGGAAAAUGUCACUACCAGCAAUGCUACUAGGAGAGACAGUAAACGAAAUCUUACAAGCCUCACAGGUCACUAGAGACAUUGUAGACGCCCUUGCACCAAAGAAGAGUAGAAAGUCAGAAGAAGACGGUUGCCCGAAGACACCUGAGACUCAACAGAAAUCACUGGAACCAAACCCUAAAACUGUCAGCAGUAAUAUCAAAGCGAGAAGGAAGAAAGAGAAGCAGAAGAACAAACGUUCAGAACCAACUUCUCCUGCUUCUAUACAUAAGGCUCGUUCAAGGAUUGUGUUCAAGAUUGUCUCUCCACAGACAAAACCAGAGAAGAAGGCUCAAGUAAAAGGGGAUGGUGAGAAUAGUUUUAGGCAUUUGGCUAAUAGGGUUUCGCCAAAGCACAAACCUUGGGUUAAAAAGGCUGUUCUUUUCCCUAACCCUUUGUUUAUCUCCGGUUCCUCUACACAACAAGCUAAGUUCAGUAGAACUAUGUCUCCUGUCAUAGCCAGAAGUAAUAAAGAGACGCCACAGAAGUUCUUGAUCAGGUCUCCAACUUCCACAUCAGCAUCAAAGUUUCAGGUUAAGAUCAAGAGCCCACCUAAAGUUUCAGUUUCUCCUAACAGAAGCAGAAGUAACUUGGCUCGCAAGUCACCAACAAGAAGUGUAACCUUGGAAAAGAAGUCUCCGAGGCUAUCUGCAGCUGCAAAGCUGAGAAGAUCAUUCACUCCUACGAGAAAUGGAAGUAACGUGGCUCGCAAGUCAUCUGUUUCUCCAAAGAGAGUCACACUUCAAGCAUUUAUAUCUCCAUCAAGAAAUGGUGGUAACGUGGGCAAGAAGUCACCAAAGCCUUCGAUUUCUCCGACUAGGCUGGGCAAGAAGACGCAGAAGCUAUCAACUGCGGCAAAGCUCAAGAGGUCAUUUUCGCCAUCAAGGCUAGCGAUGAGGCUGGUGUCUCCAUUGAAGAGCAGGAAAAGUGUUGGGAACUGUGAUGAUGAUGGAGUGGGGAUGAUGGUGAGUGGCUUGAAACAGCGUCCGGUUAUAGUUCCUAAGAGGUUCUCGAUGGGGAGAAUCUAAUAAGAGAGAGACUUUGUAAUGAAAUAAGAUACCUUUUUAGUACAAAUAAACUUUUUUUCUUUUAUCAGUUGAUCAAAUAGCAAGUAUUGAAGACUUUUAUAUCUUUUAUCAGUUGAUUAAAUAGUAAGUAUUGAAGAAAGAAGAACUCUAAUAAGAGUUUUGGAGUGUGAUUGGUUA